Durio zibethinus is the source of this 1153-nucleotide messenger RNA. The record is from RefSeq and is a predicted model, not a curated record. NCBI's taxonomy places the organism in Eukaryota, Viridiplantae, Streptophyta, Magnoliopsida, Malvales, Malvaceae.
GAAAUCCAAAAAGCCGAAAAAGAGCAAAACCGAAGCAUGCAAUCCAACGACUCUCAUUUUAAUAUCAAAUCCAAAACAACAAAUCGAACGGUCAAGUGUGCCAUCCAAUUAUUCAAACAGUCAACACAAAUUAUCUUAAACCCAUUUAUGCUAAUAAAAUAUCAUUAGAUCUUAUCGGGCUCCGUCCCGUAUUUAACCGCAUCGCCGCAUAAUCAUCUUCCUCAGCGAAACAAGUAAACAAGAUCCGUGAUUUGGCGCCCGUUUGGUUACGAUGAUUAUGUCAAUCCUAUUCCGUACGUAUUCUUUUCCUAUCCUGGUCGAGGCUAAGGAUAUCCACCUUACGGGAUUAUCACCGUCGUCGAAAACGAGACUCGAUUCGACGAUUCGCUGUUCUUGGCGCAGCGACGCCUACAUACCAAAGCUCGAGCCUUAUAGCAGAACAAAAUUCGAGCGUGCCGUCAAAGAGCCUCCCUUGAUUGAGAAAUCCGAGAACGAGCUCGCUGAUUAUUGUUCGACUCUUGAAGGAGACGAUUCUUAUAGUUGCUGGAGAGCUUAUUUCGAACUGAAAGAUCUUGAGGCAAAUUUCUUAGAUUUCAAGUUUAAGUACUUAAGAUAAUUGCACCUGUUUGGAUGAUGAGAAAAUUAAAUCUAGAAGAAAGAAAAUAAGAGAAAAUUAAAAAUGAUUUUUAUGGCAUAAUUCAUUUUUUCUAUAAUUUCAUUAACAGAAUGAGACACUGAAAGAAGAUAUAGAGAAUUUAAUUCUUCAAGCAGAGGGAAUGACUCGUAACGCAACUCUUUUUUUAUCUCAGAUUAUGGCAUUUUUUAUUAAAAAAAAAGGCAAAAUGACUGUUUGUUGUUGAAAGUUUGCCAGAUUGAUAUUUUUCAUUGCUAAUAUUUGUAUAAAUAGUAAAAAUUUUCUUUAUUUUGCACUGGCAUAAGAACCAAUACUUAUCGUUUUGUACCAUGGAUUGGUUGCCCAACAUGUUUUUGAAAGCUUUGAGUCCAAUUUCAAUCUCCAUUAACCUAGUUAAAAAGAACUGUGAUUCCUUGCAUUGUAAUUAACAAAUUGAAGGAGUCAAAUACAGGCAAGCUACACGAAAAAGAGCAGAAGUAAGAAGGUUUAGUUUAGCAUUACUCGCCAGAAAAAAUGUGU